Molecule: messenger RNA, 1808 nt
Organism: Loxodonta africana (African savanna elephant)
Lineage: Eukaryota; Metazoa; Chordata; Mammalia; Proboscidea; Elephantidae
Product: olfactory receptor 7E24-like
Exons: 2
Coding region: 609-1562 (317 amino acids)
Biological process (GO): G protein-coupled receptor signaling pathway
Cellular component (GO): plasma membrane
Molecular function (GO): olfactory receptor activity; G protein-coupled receptor activity
Source: RefSeq, a predicted model, not a curated record
CAACUAGAGGACAAGGGGUUUGGUUUGGUAUUAGCCUUUAGUUUUCUCUCCUUGUGGAGUCCUUGUCCGGUUUAGGUAUCAGGGUGAUGCUAGCCUCAUAGAACAAAUUAGGGGCAGUUCUCACCUCUUCAUUUUUUGGAAAUGCUUAAGAAAGAUUGGCAUAACUUGUUCUGUAAAUGUUUGGUAGAAUUCCCCAAUGAAGCCAUCUGGUUCUGGACUUUUUUGGGAGGUUUUUGAUACUGCUUUGAUCUCUUCAUGUUAUGCGUCUGUUCAAGUCUUCUCUUUCUCCUAGAGUUAAUUAUUUUGCUGUCUUUAUGAAUUUUUAUCUAUAAAUGUCUUUGAUCCUCCAACAUUCUUCAGUUGAGUGCCUCUAAAGUGAGUUUCUAUAGAAAAGGGUGAAUAGCACAGCAACCAAUGAGGAAAAGGUUCUAGGAAGGAUAGUUUUGCCAGAGUUGAGAAGUGUUGCUGAAGGGGGUGUAUGUUCUUGAAAAUGAAUGCUUUAUUUGUGAAUUUUCUGAAUUCAAAAUAUAGGCAUAGGACAGUGAACCUGUGUUCUUGGGUCCUUUUACUGAUCUUUUUUUUUACUUUUCCAAAGAUGUCUCUGCAAAAUGGACCCACAGAAUCUAACACAUAUCUCUAAAUUCCUCCUGCUGGGCCUCUCAGAGAAUCCAGAACUGCAGCCCCUCCUCUUUGGAAUAUUCCUGUCCAUGUACCUGCUCACAGUGCUUGGGAACCUGCUCUUCAUCCUGGCUGUGAGUUCUGACCCCCACCUCCAUACCCCCAUGUACUUCUUCCUCUCCAACCUUUCCUUGGCUGACAUUGGUUUUACCUCUGCGACAAUCCCAAAGAUGCUUAUGAAUAUCCACACACACCACAGAAUCAUAUCCUAUGUCAACUGCCUGAUUCAGUUGUCUUUUUUUAGUUUUUUUGGAUGUAUGGACAAUCUACUCCUGACAGUGAUGGCCAAUGACCGGUUUGUGGCCGUCUGUCAACCACUUCACUACCCAGUCAUCAUGAACCUCCACCUCUGUGGCUUGUUUGUUUUGGUGUCUUUUUUUCUCAGCCUCUUGAACUCCCAGCUGCACUGCUUGAUGGUGUCACAAAUCGCCUUCUGCACGGAUGUGGAAAUUCCUCAUUUUUUCUGUGAUCCUUCUCAACUCUUCAACCUUACCUGUUCUGAGACCACUAUAAAAAACAUACUAGUAUAUUUUAUUGGUGCCAUCUUUGGUGGUGUUCCUGUCUCAGCCAUCCUUUUCUCUUAUACUCGAAUUGUUUUCUCUGUUCUAAGAGUCCCAUCAUCAGGUGGGAAGUAUAAAGCCUUUUCCACCUGUGGCUCUCACCUGUCAGUCGUUUGCUUAUUUUAUGGCACAGCUAUUGUAGUGUACCUGAGUUCUGCUGUCUCACCUGCUCCUAGGCGUGGUGCAACAGCCACAGUGAUGUACUCUGUGGUCACCCCCAUGUUGAACCCCUUCAUCUACAGCCUGAGGAACAGGGAUAUCAAAGGGGCCCUGCAGAGGCUCCACCUGAGGAUCAUUAAAAGCCACUCAAGUCAUUGUGAAUAAAUUUUCAUCUUUCUUUUCAUUAUUCUAGGAUAGCAAAGAGCCAUAUCCUAAGCAAAGGGAGGCUCAUUCCUUUCUCUAGUAGCAGCCUCAUUGGGAAUCCACUUUGUAACCAUGCUUCCCUUUCUUUCGUCAUGAUAAAUCUGUCUCGGAGUUACUUCUGUCUUUCACUACAUGGAUAUCCACCUUUCCUUUAGAGAUGCUACAUAUAGUUCCUGAUGCAGCAAUGUGGGCUUUGAAAACCUGUGC